GUAGGUAGCAGAGAGCUUCUAGACGAAAACCCUAAACCUCCCGACUCCACAGAGAAAGAAAUAGCAAAUAUUUUCCUUCCUCUUCAAGAAAUUUUAUCAUUGGAAUUUCUUCUCAACCAAAAGGAAAUCCAAUUCUUAUUUUCGCUUACAUCGAAUUUGAUCAUUAAUUUUAGUUUCUUCGAUAAGGAAUAGUUUCUAAAAUCAAUACAGAUGAAUCUCUGCUGCUGCUGUUUAAAUUAGGGUUUACAAAUGAGCAGGUUUCGUUUAAUUGGGUCUAUAUCCAAUAUUCGAAAGUUACAUCGGCAUAAAACUGCAUUGUCAUUGGUAGCAGAUGAGUUUCUUCAUCAGGAGAAUGGUGGAUUGAGGGGAAAUUUUCAAAGUUUACAUAGUUUGUGCCGUGGUGUUAGUGGAGUUGAUGUUAGAUUACUAAACAUAGGAGGUUUUCUGAACAAGCGGUAUUUUCACGCAACAGGAUCUUGUCAGCGAGAUUUUUAUGAAGUUCUUGGUGUCCCAAAGGAUGCUAAUCGGGAUGAUAUCAAAAAGGCAUUCCAGGGGCUUGCCAAAAAAUAUCAUCCAGAUGCGAAUAAGAAUAAUCCUGCUGCAAAGAGGAAAUUCCAAGAGAUAAGUGAAGCCUAUCAGACCCUAAAAGAUGCUGAAAAGAGAGCUCAGUAUGAUAUGGAAAACACCAGCAGCGCUGGGAAAGGAAAUUACUAUGGUAGAAAUCCACAGGGUUACUCUACUAGAACUGCGGGUGAUUUCAGUGGUUUUCAUGAAGAGCAUUUCUCUAGUUCUUUCCGUAAUAUAUUUUCCGAGAUCUUUGAAGAAGUAGAUGACUUUGCUCCAGAGAUACAGGUGGAGCUGAACCUCUCCUUUGCUGAAGCUGCGCAAGGCUGUCAGAAGAAGCUGAAAUUUAAUGCUCGUGUUCCUUGCGGUUCUUGCAAUGGACUUGGUCAUCCAGCUUAUGCAAAGAUGAAAGUAUGCCCAACUUGUGGAGGCAUUGGAAGAGUUACAAUUCCUCCUUUCACAUCAACAUGCAGUGCUUGCAAAGGACAGGGCCGAGUUGUUAAGGAAAUUUGUACUGCUUGUAGAGGAGGCGGAGUUGUUGAAGGUGUGAAGGAGGUCACUGUUAUAAUCCCGGCUGGCGUUGAGACUGGGGAUACAAUCAGUGUAAAAAAUGCUGGUAAUAGUGCAGGCCGGGGAGUUCUACCUGGAACUUUAUACAUAAAACUAAAUGUUGCAAAAGAUUCUAUAUUCCGGAGAGAUGGUGCAGACAUACAUGUUGAUGCUAAUAUUAGCUUUACACAAGCCAUUAUUGGUGGUAAAGUUCAUGUUCCAGCAUUGUCCGGCGAGAUGCAAAUAAAAAUACCAAAAGGAGUUCAGCCAGGACAUACUGUAGUACUGAGAAGCAAAGGUUUGCCAACACAUGGUGGUUAUAUACAAGAUUUUGGUGAUCAAUAUGUGCAUUUCCGCGUCAAAUUUCCCACUUCGUUAAAUGAACGCCAGCGUGCACUAAUGGAAGAAUUUGCUAAAGAGGAGUGUAUGCAUGGAAAUAGUGCUCCUGAACCUGAAGGGGAGAACUGGCUUUCUCAGAAGCUCUCAACUGGUUGAACUUACAGGUUGAAGCCAGUUGUUGAUAUUGUGACGGGUCCGAAUUUCGUGCGCAAUUUCAGUAUCUUUCUACUCAUACUGCUUUUGCUGAGCAAAGCUACAAGCUGAAAUCUGACUGUCGCUCUCCAUCUGAUGCAUGAGGUUAAACAAGUCUAUAUCUACUUCUCCAACCAAGAGGUAUUUCUUGAAAUUCAUAAUUUUGUCCCGUCGAUAAUUGGAAAAACCUAAAAUGUAAUUUCUUACACACUGCCUGGCGCAAAAUUCAAUUAUUUGUUCAUAAUUGCUUCCAUGAGCUCUUACAGAAAAAAUUUUGUUUUUGCUAGUGGUUCUGUCAAGUACUACUGAAGUUAUACUACCUGUAGAUGUACAGAAAAAGUGGUUACUCCAAUUACAUCAAUAAAUGUGCACUUGCUCACUUAGCAAA
Papaver somniferum (opium poppy) is the source of this 2032-nucleotide messenger RNA. RefSeq names its product chaperone protein dnaJ 1, mitochondrial-like. The transcript is spliced from 19 exons. Gene Ontology annotation, biological process: response to heat; protein refolding. The record is from RefSeq and is a predicted model, not a curated record. Gene Ontology annotation, cellular component: cytoplasm. Gene Ontology annotation, molecular function: ATP binding; heat shock protein binding. The coding region runs from base 250 to 1608 and encodes 452 amino acids. Lineage: Eukaryota; Viridiplantae; Streptophyta; Magnoliopsida; Ranunculales; Papaveraceae.